CUUUAGUUGGUGAACGACUCGUGCCCGGUGAAGUCAUGAUAUCGUAGAGAUGCCGGAUAUUUAAUACCGAAUCAGCUAAAGUGAAUUGUUUUUCUUUUUUAUCUAGGAUAAAAUUGUUAUCAUUAUUAAUUAUUUAUUAUAAAAGUGUUAAAAAUGUUGUCAUAUUUUGCUGAUGCUUUUGAAUUACCCAAAAUGUACUUCUUUGUAUUAUUUAUGAUUGGUUUCUACAUGUAUUACAUCUUCGAAGUAGUCAAGGCUCCACAGUUGGUUUGUGCUCAGGGUGAUUUUCGUAAACUUAUAGAAGAAAAUAUUGAUAUGAUCAAUAAAAAAUAUUGGCCAACACCGUGGUGCUUUGAAUCGCGUGCACAAACAAUUAUAGCAAGCUUUUUACGUGGAAAACUAAUUCCCGACGUAGAAUAUCGUAGAGAGCUUCUAACAUUAGCUGAUGGAGGGCAAGUUGCUUUAGAUUGGGCAGAUGAUCAUUGUAAUUCAUCAUCUCCAAUUGUGAUUAUUUUACCAGGAUUAACAGGAGCUAGUCAAGCGGAUUACAUAAAAUGUCUUGUUUCUGGAGCCAGAGAUAUUGGUAUCAGAUGCGUGAUUUUUAACAAUAGGGGUCUUGGAGGUGUUGCUCUAAAGACACCACGUGCAUAUUGUGCAGCUAACUGUGAUGAUUUUACGGAAGUAUUAGAUCAUGUUAGAAAAUCACAUCCUAAUGUACCAAUCGGUGCCACAGGCAUUUCUAUGGGAGGAUUAGUUUUAGGAAAUUAUUUAGCCAAAAAUGGCGAAAUUGCUGCACAAAAGUUAAAAGCUGCAUUUAUUCUUUCCACACCAUGGAAUGUUUUUAAAGGUCUUGAGAAUAUUGAAAGUGGAAUAAAUAUUUUAUUAAAUCGUUAUUUAGCUGAAGAACUUUCUAAAGUUGUUCAGAAAAUGCAUUAUUCGAAAAAGUCCGGUGUAUUUGAUAAAGAUUUAACGGAAGCUUUUAAAAGUAAAACACUAAGAGAAUUUGAUGCUGCAUUUACUACGAAGCACUUUGGAUAUCGAGACGUCUACGAUUACUAUGAAAAUGCAACGUUGCACAACAAAUUACAUCUUAUUGAAGUUCCAGUACUUUGCCUAAACGCAGCCGAUGAUCCAUUCCAACCUCUUGAAGCAAUACCGCUUCAAGAAGCUAGUAAAUAUGAAAAUAUUGCAUUUGUAAUUACAAAACGUGGUGGUCAUAUUGGGUUUCUAGAAGGUCUUUGGCCAACUCAACAAGAGCAGUACAUGACAAAAUUAUUUAAGCAAUAUUUUCACAUUAUGCUGAUGAACAAAAAGAAUGAAUAGCUCAUAUUAAAAUGGAAUAAAUACUUUAUCUAUUUAUAAAAAAUAUACAAAAUUAUGUUAAUUCGCCACAGGAACUUAUUACAACUUUUUGAGAAGUUUGUCCACUUUUGCUUCCAAAUUUUUCCAUUUUCUUCAGUAUAUCUAGACCACUUAAAACAUGACCAAACACUACAUGUUUAUUGUCUAACCAAUCAGUUCGUGCAGUACACAAAAAGAAUUGUGAGCCAUUUGUGUUUGGUCCAGAAUUAGCCAUCGAUAGUAUACCGGGUCCAGUGUGUUUUAGCUCAAAAUUCUCGUCAUCGAAUUUAUUACCAUAGAUCGAUUUACCUCCAGUUCCAUUAUGAUUAGUGAAGUCUCCUCCUUGACACAUCUGUUAUUAAAUAUGUAAGGAAAUUUUUCUGAACCAAGGAUAACUUACUUUUUGUUAUUUUAUUCAUAGGCAUAAAUUACUAAAAAGUAACCAAAGCCUUUUCUAUUACUGAAAGAAAUGUAAUAACUCUAAAAAAGUGAGAUCUAUUUAACAAUUAAAUAAAUAAACAAUUAAGAUUAAAAAUGAUAAUACCAAUAGAGCAGUACAAAGAUCGCUGUAAUUUUUUGUUGUAAAUGAAAAUUAAAAUUUUUUAUUACGA
Messenger RNA from Chelonus insularis, 1952 nucleotides. It is a transcript of the gene Hydr1, whose product is annotated as phospholipase Hydr1. The record is from RefSeq and is a predicted model, not a curated record. Gene Ontology annotation, biological process: medium-chain fatty acid catabolic process; medium-chain fatty acid biosynthetic process. Gene Ontology annotation, molecular function: acetylesterase activity; monoacylglycerol lipase activity. The coding region runs from base 154 to 1323 and encodes 389 amino acids. The transcript has 7 exons. NCBI's taxonomy places the organism in Eukaryota, Metazoa, Arthropoda, Insecta, Hymenoptera, Braconidae.